This is a messenger RNA of Serinus canaria (Common canary), 1679 nucleotides long. RefSeq names its product NRAS proto-oncogene, GTPase (gene NRAS). The coding region runs from base 71 to 640 and encodes 189 amino acids. The transcript has 5 exons. Lineage: Eukaryota; Metazoa; Chordata; Aves; Passeriformes; Fringillidae. The record is from RefSeq and is a predicted model, not a curated record. Gene Ontology annotation, biological process: Ras protein signal transduction. Gene Ontology annotation, cellular component: plasma membrane. Gene Ontology annotation, molecular function: GTP binding; GDP binding; GTPase activity.
AGCGGCGCGGGGCGAUCGCGGGGCGGCGGCGGCGGCGGGGCCGGGCCGGGCCCGGCGAGGCCGCGGGGCCAUGACCGAGUACAAGCUGGUGGUGGUGGGCGCCGGCGGCGUGGGCAAGAGCGCGCUGACCAUCCAGCUUAUCCAGAACCACUUCGUGGACGAAUACGACCCCACCAUCGAGGACUCGUACCGCAAGCAGGUGGUGAUCGAUGGCGAGACGUGCCUGCUGGACAUCCUGGACACGGCGGGGCAGGAGGAGUACAGCGCCAUGAGGGACCAGUACAUGAGGACAGGGGAGGGAUUCCUCUGCGUCUUCGCCAUCAACAACAGCAAAUCCUUCGCCGACAUCAACCUCUACAGAGAACAGAUCAAGAGAGUGAAGGACUCAGAUGACGUGCCCAUGGUGCUGGUGGGGAACAAGUGUGAUCUGCCCACGAGGACAGUGGACACAAAACAGGCCCAAGAACUGGCAAAAAGCUACGGAAUCCCCUUCAUAGAGACCUCUGCAAAAACGAGACAGGGUGUGGAAGAUGCUUUUUACACCCUGGUGAGGGAGAUCCGGCAGUACCGGAUGAAGAAGCUCAACAGCAGCGAGGAUGGGAACCAGGGCUGCAUGGGACUGUCCUGCCUUGUCAUGUGAGAAGAUGCCAAGAAAACGUGGUUCAGGUGCAGCUGCUGGACGAGCCUCGAUCUGUGCUGCCUCUCCUGCUGAUCCCUGCAGUGUUUGGGUGCCAGGGACAGACUCUGGGCACCAGAGUUAAUUAAUUAGCACAAGGUCCUUCUCCAUGCUCCAUCUGAAGAGAACAUCCAUGGCAUCUACCUCCCUGCUCAGCUCACGGGGCAGCAGCACCUCGGCAUGUGCUGGGAUUCUUCUCUCACUGUGUCACCUGCCUUGGUUCCAGAAGAAAUCCAGUCACAAAAGUGAACUAUAGAGACUAAAUGCUGUGAAAAAGAUGACACUUUACCUCUAGAGUAAGAGCUAGAAGUGCUGUGUGUCCCCUGUCUGUUGGAAUCCGUGCAGUGCUGUCAGAGGAGUGGCACGGUUGGUGUCACACGGGGUUGUGCCACCAGGAGUGCCCCUGUCCCCUCUCAGCUGGGUGUCUGCUCUCUGUGCACCUGUACAGCAAAAGUGCUGCAACAUCUCCAGUGCCAGGAGUGCCACCUCCCUGAUCCUCCAUUUCUGUAAUAAAAAGGAAAACCUUUCCUAACUAAGUGCCUGUUUGCUACGAAGAUUUGAAGUUGUCCCUUGGGUUGAGGAAAAGCCCAAGGACUGGAAUUUCUUGGGAGCUCAUUGUGUCAAGCAGGCAAGUGUGCUGUGGGUGAUCUGGGCCUGACAGGAUCCUCCAGCAGCAAUUUGGAAGGUCCAGCAGGCACUUGAGAGACUCUUGGACAAGGGAGGGGACACACUGCAUCUGUGUUUUACUUUCUUUGUGGGUGGAACAGUUUAUAUUCUGUAUUGUUUUCCUGCAGCAUUCAGAUCUCUUCUAAGUUGGACCAAACCUGUCAACUGUUCAUUUUUAACAUGAACUGCCAACAUUUCUGGGCAGCUUCUCACUCAUUUAUCUGGUAACUGGAGGUUGCUUUGGACAGCUGCUAUUCAGCUCUCUCUGUAACUUGCAAGUUGUUUUAUUCUGAAUUAUUUUCUUACCACAGACUGUAAAAAGUCUCUUCAAAAUGUC